Molecule: messenger RNA, 2079 nt
Organism: Gastrolobium bilobum
Lineage: Eukaryota; Viridiplantae; Streptophyta; Magnoliopsida; Fabales; Fabaceae
Product: protein PHOSPHATE STARVATION RESPONSE 1-like
Exons: 9
Coding region: 252-1706 (484 amino acids)
Molecular function (GO): DNA binding; DNA-binding transcription factor activity
Source: RefSeq, a predicted model, not a curated record
AAGGCGCAUUCGUUCGUCACCGUUCAUUUUCCACUCAUCCAACCUCGCAUUUGGCUUUGCCUUUGCCGGUGACGGAAUUUUAAAAUCACCGAGCUGUGUCUCAAUCGAAUUCCUGGUUUCAGAUUCCCUGAACUUCCCCCUUUUGGGUGUGAAGAUUGAUGUUGAUGUUGAUGUGUGAAGAUUGAUGACAACUUGUCUGGUUUGGGAAUCUAGAACAAAAAGCAACCUGUGUAGUAUUCUGCUGGAAAAUAAUGGAAGCACGCUCUGCUUUCUCCAUUGAAAGAUCAAGUGCAAAGCAAAUCAGUAACAUGGGGAUGUCUGGAGCACUUACUUCAUCGAUGCCUGUCCUUCCAACGCCUCUAGAAGAGAAAUACCCCAUAUUAUCUGAUUCACAGCCGGCUUUUGUGGAAAAAGAGCUUAAAAUAAGACCUUUUACUCAUUCAAGUCAUUUAAGUUCCAGCGGAGCAGUUGGGCAUUUGUUUUCAUCCUCCCCUGGAUAUUCAAAUGAUCUUCAUCACUCAUCCCUUUCACCUCAUGAAAAACACUCUAGAAAUGCUAAUUUUGUUUCACAGUCAAUGAGUAACAUGGCUUUAUUGUCAUCAUCUUAUUCUUCAAGUAAUGGACCGAUGCCUUCUACAACAUCAACCCAUUAUUCCAAAGGAAACAAUGCUUCCUGGCAUGCAGAUUCCCUGCCUAGCUUUCUUGAUUUCCCUGCGAAUACCUCCAUUGAUAGUAGUCAAGUAGAGAGCAGUUCCUGCAAUAUUAUGGCAUCUGAGGAGUAUUCUAAGCGAAAUGAUUGGCAGGAGUGGGCUGACCAGCUAAUUAGUGAUGAUGAAAAUUUGACUUCUAGUUGGAAUGAUCUUCUUGCUGACAACAUUCAAGAUCUUGAACCAAAGGUUUCAAAAUCAUCUUCACAAUUUUCAGCAGGACAUCAAUCCCAAAGCCAUCAACAACUUCCUGCUUCAUCUGGAGAAAAUCGUCUUGUUGUUGCCCCAUCUUCCUCAGCAAAUUCUGCACCUGCCAAGCCGCGGAUGCGUUGGACACCUGAGCUACAUGAGGCAUUUGUGGAGGCUGUCAGCCAACUUGGCGGGAGUGAAAGAGCUACUCCAAAGGGUGUGCUGAAGCUUAUGAAAGUAGAAGGAUUAACUAUAUAUCAUGUUAAAAGCCACUUACAGAAAUACAGGACAGCUAGAUAUAGACCAGAAACAUCUGAAGGAGCUACAGAGAAAAAACUAUGUCCCAUUGAAGACAUAUCAUCUCUAGAUUUGAAAACUGGUAUUGAGAUCACUGAAGCUCUGCGAUUGCAGAUGGAGGUUCAGAAGCGGUUGCAUGAGCAGCUUGAGAUUCAAAGAAAUCUACAGUUGCGAAUAGAAGAACAAGGAAGGUACCUCCAGAUGAUGUUUGAGAAACAAUGCAAACCUGGCAUUGAAACAUUUAAGGCAUCGUCAUCUGCCAUUGAGAGUCCAUCUGGAGUGUCUUCUGAUGCCAUGAAAGAUUCUCCUACCAAAACUGAAUUGGAAGCCUCCAAAGUGGACCAUUGCAGGUCUGAGCCUGAUCAAGCUAAUGGCAGCGCCACAGUUGACGAAAGCUCGUCGGAAGUGGGUGGGAAGCCGGAUGCUCCGGAAAGUCAAACUUCCGAGAAUCCUAAGGAACAUGCUAGUGAAGAUAGUGCUCAUGCCUCAAAGCGUCCAAGGACAGAUGAGUAAGCCAUAUGAUCUUCUGAAUCAGGAUUGAACUGACAAGACAAUACUGAUUCAUUUAAGAUUUUAUUUUAGUAGAGAAGACUUGGUUGAUUGAUGUCUAGAGCUCCAUAACUUACGAGUUUCCUCCUGUGCUGUUUUGUUCAAUGAGGACUUGUAUGUGUACCUUUUGUUUAGUUACAAAUGAUAAGAGUCAAAGUUUUGAUCAUGAAGUUCUUCAACAUCUUAUUUGGUAUCCUGCUUAGGAUGAGAUUAUAGUGUACAGUAACUACAAAUAACGGUUACAUCUCAUAUCAUAGGUGAGGAAUUAGGACAUUAUCUUGCCAAGAUCAUACUAUCCAAAUUUCUAUGUUGGUAUGUAUCACAUCUCUAAUAUGAA